This is a messenger RNA of Nylanderia fulva, 1735 nucleotides long. RefSeq lists its product as uncharacterized. Lineage: Eukaryota; Metazoa; Arthropoda; Insecta; Hymenoptera; Formicidae. The record is from RefSeq and is a predicted model, not a curated record. Gene Ontology annotation, molecular function: protein binding.
UCUUUAUAAAUUUGUGCAAUCUGCGCACAAUUAGUGCACUCGCUCUUAGCGCUCAGAUGUAGUGAAUGCAAUAAUAAUAAAAGUGAUUUACCACGAUUUAAAAGUAGUAGCUUUUACCUUUUUAACGAAUCAAGUUUUUUCUAAUAUAUAAAAAAAGGAGCAGAAGAAGAAAAAAAAUGUGGAAGGUCGUAUUUCGUGGAAUUCGCGAAACGUUGGAGCGACGUGUUUGUCGUACCAACGUUUACUCGCAAUCGUCGCAGGAUAACGCGAAGAACGAAGUCAAAACAAGCUUGACAUGCCAACAAAAAUUUCUUCCACCAAUUUUUAUUACUUGUGAUAAAAGUUUUUGCGGAUCAGCCAGAAGCGCUGGUGCUAAAGACGAAAAAUACGAAUGGAAUACCAAGUACAGUUGGCCAGAGGCUGUUGGUUGGUCCAGUGUCCUGGCAGCUGGAUGGGUUGUAUGCCAAACUCUUUGCUUCCGCAAAAGAGUCUUUGGUCAAGACAGUAAUGAGACUUUAAAAAGUAAAUUAUAUAACUACUCUGGAGUCUCAUUUAUAGUUACACAGCUAUUAAAUUUCAAACCAAAAAAUAUUCUACCAGUCACCAAUUGUAUUGGUAAUAACAAUAAACCAAAAUCUAAUCAGCAAGAUUCAGCUUCAGAAUGGAGCGCAGCUCCUAGUAAACCAUUUGGUCCUCUCACCAUUGAAGAGGCAUUUAAAGAGGCUGCUGACGAAUUUGCAAAUACUCAUAACCUAGUGAUAGGAGAAUACGAAUUUCAUUAUGGCAUAAAAGCGUUAAAGGAAAAACGCUAUGCAGAUGCUUUGAAACAUUUUUCCGCGGGCGCUAAUGUAUCAUCCGGAAGUAUGUUUAAUUUAGGACUAUGUUAUGAAUUAGGCAUCGGAACUUUAGCUGAUCAAAAAAAGGCUGUAAAAUGUUACAACGAUGCCGCGGCCCAUGAUCAUGCUGACGCAUUAUAUAAUCUAGGAGUUUUCCAUGCUCAAGGAAGGGGUGGGUUAAAGAUUGACAUUGAUGCUGCGCGCUCUUAUUUCGAUAGAGCAGCCAAGUUGGGUCAGGUACAAGCGCAACAUGCACUUGAUUUAGAGAAAGCUGAAAUUUUGAAGAACUAUAACAAUGCCUCCAUCGUACCAAACGUACGUUUAAAAAAUGAAGAAAAUUUAGAAAAGAAUAAUGCAAAUGAUAAGCAAAUAAAAUUAAAUGAUUACACAUUGAAUACAAACAUCGAUAAAAUAUUAAGUACAAAUUUGACCGCAAAAUGUACGUUGGAGGUGCCAAAUUAUGAGGAAACAAUCGAAGAUCCUACUCAAGUAUUUUUAGAUUUUCUGGGCUUAACAGAAUCUAGUCGAGCACCUAUUAUGAUAACUACUAACAAUUGUCACGUGCCAUGUUGAAAAAAUAUUUUUAUUAUAUCGAUGUAAGAUGCGCCAAGUAGACUCAUUGUCAUGUAAACGGUACACAGAUGUAUUAAUUUCUACAUUUUGUUCUAUUUUUGUUUUUUAUGUGUCUAGUAUUUAUACGUAGUACGUAGAAUGAUAUCAGUUGAGCAAAUUUUUGAUCAACUUAUGACGUCAUAUAAAUCAGAAUUUUACUUCAAACCUAAAUCGCGCAUUUGUUCACAAUAUUAUUUUCAUAUUUUGUUAUUUUCCAUUUACGUUUAACAAAACAAGUAUAUGUAGGUAUAUAUUAUAUAUAUUCAAAUGUAUAUGCAUAAGCGUUU